This is a messenger RNA of Prunus mume (Japanese apricot), 1381 nucleotides long. The record is from RefSeq and is a predicted model, not a curated record. NCBI's taxonomy places the organism in Eukaryota, Viridiplantae, Streptophyta, Magnoliopsida, Rosales, Rosaceae.
AAGUAGCCAGCAAAAAUCACCUGUCAACCGUCUUCCUCUGUCUUUUUCUUCUUCCUCCAACAAUCGCCUGAAAAAUUUCUCAGAGAUGGAAUAUUCCGCCAAUGAAUUCGACGUCGUCGUGGUCGGAGCCGGCAUCAUGGGUAGCUCCACCGCCUACCAGACGGCCAAGCGUGACCAGAAGACCCUCCUCCUCGAGCAAUUCAACUUCCUCCACCACCACGGCUCCUCCCAUGGCGAGUCUCGGACGAUCCGUGCCACCUACCCGGAAGACUACUACACGCCAUUGGUUCUCGAGUCCUACAAGCUCUGGCAGCAAGCCGAGUCCGAGAUCGGCUACAAUGUCUACUUCAAAGCUCACCAUUUGGACAUGGCCCCGGCAAACAACAAAGUUCUGCAUGCCAUUGUUGAGAGCUGUGGUAAAAAUUCGGUCCCCAUUCGGGUCAUGAACCGGGACCAGCUGGAUCGGGAGUUCUCGGGUCGGGUUCGGAUUCCGGAGGAUUGGGUGGCCGUGGCAACGGAGCAUGGUGGGGUUAUUAAACCCAUCAAGGCUGUGUCUAUGUUUCAAACACUUGCUCUGCAGAAUGGUGCCGUUUUGAGGGACAAUAUGGAGGUGAAGGGUGUGGAGAGAGAUGGGGUGAGAGGAGGGGUUUGGGUGUGCACAGAAAAUGGAGAGAGGUUUUGGGGGAAGAAGUGUGUGGUGACCGUUGGGGCUUGGACUACAAAGUUAGUUAAAACGGUUGCUGGGAUUGAGCUGCCUAUGCAGCCAUUGGAGACCGCUGUUUGUUAUUGGAGGAUUAAGGAGGGGCAUGAGGGUGGUUUUGCCAUUGGUGGUGACUUUCCAACCUUUGCUAGCUAUGGGGACAACUACAUUUAUGGGACACCCUCGUUGGAGUACCCCGGUUUGAUCAAGGUUGCCGUGCAUGGCGGGUGCCCAUGUGACCCGGAUAAGAGGCAGUGGGGUCCCGGGAACCCGCUGGCUCCGAACACGCUGGAUCCGUUGAAGGAGUGGAUUGAGGGGAGGUUCUCCGGUAUGGUUGACUCCGGUGGGCCUGUGGCCACUCAGACUCAGCUGUGUAUGUACUCCAUGACCCCCGAUGAGGACUUUGUGAUUGAUUUCUUGGGUGGGGAGUUUGGGAAGGAUGUGGUGGUGGGUGGCGGGUUUUCGGAUCACGGGUUUAAGCUGUCUCCAGUGGUUGGGAGGAUAUUGGCUGACCUUGCACUUAGUGGGGAGGCUCAAGGAGUGGAUCUGAAGCACUUUAGGAUAGCAAGGUUUCAAGAGAAUCCUAGAGGCAAUGUUAAAGACUUCCUAUAGAUCAUCGGUGCUAAUUUGAAGCAGAAUUGGGUAGCUUCCAUCUGCGGCCAAUAAUUUGAAGCACUUUAG